UAAUGUUUUCGACCGGUCACACCCCCCUGGGUCACACCUAGAUUUAGACUUUGGUACAGCUGAUGUUUGUUUUCCUGUGGGUGUUGCAUUCAGAAAUGAUGUAAAUGUUUAAAAUGCACGGAUACUUGGAAAGAGAUGGUGAUUUCUACAAGACAAGCUUCUCAGUGUUUAUGGCCUUCUUCUACUUGAAAAUCUUAUACUUUUUAAUAAUGGCUUUGUACAUUGUCUCACGGUUCAAUCAAUUCAACAUUUAGUGUAUCCUCUGUUAUCCCUCAGUGCAGCCAUGGACCCCAAUUGUGGAGAUAUGAUUUUGUCUCAUACUUAUGACAAGAACAUUUAUUUUGUACCAGAAGAUGUUGUCAUGCAUUUUGAACCAUACCAUUUUCCUGCACUCAGAUUUUUAUUUGAUACCUUUAGCAAAAAACAGCAUGGGGCUAUUCUCAAUCUCAGUGAAGAUAUGAUUUUUGAGAUGCCAGUGGCUGCAUUGCUUUGUUCCAUUUCCAAAGAUCAUGAUAUACCUUCAUUAAUUAUUUGCCAUAAUGAUAACUGGUUUACAUGGCUCUAUUACUUGAAAUUAUACUCUAAAUUAAAAGUUUUUCAGUUAACACAACACAAUGCUCACAAUUUAUUUGCACAACAAGAAAAGAAAGUAAUUUUGGUGCUGGAGAGAGAUUUAAAAUAUUUACAAGACUACACUGAAAAUGAUUUCUUCCUCAUUUGUGUUGAGAACUUGGAUACAGUUAUCACAUCAAGAGUAAUGAAUAAACUUACUUGUUUUUACACUAUUGGCUUAACUUCCAUUAAUCCAUAUAAAAAUCGUGAUCAGAAAUUACUGUGGAAAAUGUUGAAAUGGGUAGAUCCUAGCAAAGCUGUACCAUUUGCAGAUUUCGCUAAGGAGGACUCUGAAAUGUUAUCUCAAUUGGUUGAACCAUAUACAGAUACAUGGAUGAGAUUGACAUGGAUUUUUGGUUUCACCAAACCAUCAGAUGAGGAGUUGGUGAAGAGAAAAAAUGCAAUUCGCAAAUGGUGCGAAGAAAACAAUAUAAUUUCGCAGGAAACUGAAGCAGAAAAGAAGGCGAAGAAACGUAAAUCAGUUAAGAAUACCGAAGAAAUCGCAUCGACUAGCAAAAAACGUAAUGCUUUCUCGCAGAACGAAAGUAACUUAAAAUUAGUUGAUUUCAUCGAUGAAACGAUUAUUGACGAGUUUUCGAACAAUUGGACUUUGGAUGAAAUCAAGAAAAUAUCGAAACCAGCCCUGGGAUUAAAGAGACACGCAUCUGAUAUUGCGCACUAUCACGAUAAGUUACACAAAUGUAUCAAGGAGGAUUUUGAGGAGGAUUUCGCGAAAUUGCAGCAAUCGUCCAAAAGGAAAUUUGAGGAAGAAUUUGGAAGUCAGGAGGAAUUUGAUGAGAAACGUCAUUUGAAAGUUAUACUUGGUGAUAUAAAACAAUUCUUUGGAGAGGGUUCGCCCCCAAAAGAGGUUGAACAUCGCGAUGUUGAAGAAACAGAAAAUCUUUUAGAUGUAAAAGACUUUUUCGAGACUGCGCCCGAGGAUAACGCGAAACAAGAUGAAGAUAUUUUUGAUUCAUCUGAUGAGGUUAUCGCAUUCAAAGAAGCCGAACCUGAGGUCAAACGCUCUGAGAACAAAGAUGCGAAUAACAAGGUGGUUUUGAAAGGUAUCCCUGAACUGUUCGAAUGCAUAGAGUUAUCUCCAUUAGAUUUCGAUUCGUCGCUCGAGAUUAAAGAGGACAAUGAUAAAUGUUUGAACAAAGUCAAGGAGUCAAGAACAGAUUUGAAUGAAACGAAAGAAAAACAAAUGAGCAAUAAGAAGAGUAAACCUUUCGAACAAUUACAAAAUUUAUUCCCGUUUUCCCCACUUCUAUCCGACGAUUUCUCCGAUGAAGACGAGGUAAUCUUGGAAGAGAUUAACGAUGAAGUGAAACCAGAAAUAAUAACAAAAGUAACACCAAAGAAGAUUAUUACGAAAGAGAGUAUACUGGUUUCGAUAUUUGGUGAACAUGAUGAAGUUGUCACUAGCUUCAGAAAAAAUCUGAUGCAAAGGGAGUCGGAAAUUCCGAUAGAAGUUAUCGACGAUUUAACGAAACCUUGGAUGGACUAAUAAGGAUUCUGACGGAUUUAUGUUUAUUAGAUGAAGAUAAAUGUUUGUUACAUUGUCGAAUUGACAUUCAUUCUUCAUUUGUUAUAGUCGUCGUAGAAGAAUUUUUAUUUUUGUUAUUAAUUUUACAUAUUUUAUUGAUUGAAACAUGUUUCGUGCUCAUCUCUGUGGAAAAAAGCUGUGACUAUUUUAUGAUUUCUUAU
This is a messenger RNA of Nicrophorus vespilloides, 2319 nucleotides long. RefSeq lists its product as uncharacterized. The record is from RefSeq and is a predicted model, not a curated record. NCBI's taxonomy places the organism in Eukaryota, Metazoa, Arthropoda, Insecta, Coleoptera, Silphidae. Bases 284 to 2119 code for a protein of 611 amino acids. The transcript is spliced from 4 exons.